GGCUGACCUCGGGUCUGAACAACCUCAUCGCUCCUUCAACCAUGACUCCCCUCAUCGUUUAUACGCUUUUGAUGAUCGUAUCUUACCUGGUCUAUCAUCGUCUUCGCUCGCAAUGGCAUCUCCGACUGCCUUUCCCCCCAGGACCUCCUGCAGAACCCAUUUUAGGGCAUCUCCGUAUUAUUCCUCACAACCACCCGGAGUACCAGUAUGCCAGAUGGAGCCGCGAGUACAAUUCGGAUAUCCUGUAUUUCACUGUCCUUGGACGCCCGAUGAUCGUCAUCAACAGUAUAGAAGCUGCCCAUGACCUUCUCGACAAGGAAAACUAUGCGGACCGGCCACGCUUCGUCCUCUUUGAAGUCAUGGGCUGGGGCAUUACGCUGUCCUUCCUGCGAUGGUCUUCACCACGCUUCAAGCUCCACCGCAGGCUCCUUCAACAGUCUUUCACCCCAUCGUCGUGCAAACCUUAUCGCCCGAUCCAGCAGGAAGAAGCUCGUCGCGCCAUUCGAGCGAUCUUGAGGCAGCCGAAUGACUGGGAGCUGCUUCUGCGUCAAUUCUCCACGGCUGUCGUGCUCCGUAUCGGGUUCGGCAUCCCAAUCCAGCAACACAGCGAUCCUUACGUGCAGAUGGCGAUUGACGUUGAGGAAGCGACCGGAAAAGGCGGCGUUCCAGCAUCAUCCAUUGUGGACUUCUUCCCUCUUUUCCGAUUUCUCCCAACUUGGGUCGCCAAAGUUUCGACUCUCUUCGAGCCACUCGCGCACGCCCGUCGUACGAGACCAUUCAUACAACAACUUCAUGACAAGCCAUGGGAAGCCACGGAGCCAUCCAUCCGCGCCGGGACUGCCACGCAGCCGUCGUUUAUGCUUACGCAUUUUGGCCGAUAUCUUUCGAACGAAGCAAAUGGGCGGAACAACGAGGCGACGAUUGCCGACCUCAAAGGUGCAGCGGGUGCUGUUUCCAUUGCAGGGGGGAACACCACAUGGUCAACGAUUAUUGUUUGUAUUUUGAAUCUGAUGCUGCACCCGGAGAUCCAGCGACGCGCCCGGGAAGAGAUUGAUCUCGUCGUCGGCGUUGACGAUGCAGGCGGCCCUGUUCGUUUGCCUACAUUCGAUGAUCGCCCUCAGCUCAAGUUCCUCGAGUACAUAUUGCUCGAAACCACGCGCUGGGCCCCGUUAUCCCCAGUGGGUGUUCCGCACGCUACUAUGGCCGACGAUACGUACAAGGGAUAUUACAUCCCCAAGGGGGCCGUGGUGUAUGCCAAUGCGUGGGCCAUGACGCACGAUGGGCGGCACUAUUCCACCCCAGAUGAGUUUGAUCCGGAUCGUUAUCUUCCUCUCUCGGAGGGAGGAAAGGGCGAGCCGCUGCCCGAGGGACCGUUUGGAUUUGGACGUCGUAUAUGUCCCGGGCAGCAUCUGGCGUUAGCAGGGGUUUAUAUCGCCAUGGCAACUCUACUGGCCACGAUGGAGUUGAAAUGCCCGUUGGAUGAGAAAGGCAUGGAGCUUAAACCUGAAGUAUCCUUUACGAAUGGGCUGAGCGGCGUGCCUGACACAUUCCAGUGUGUUAUGAGGCCACGAUCUGAAAGGAUAACCAAGUUGCUCUAACUUGAUAAUGGGAAUAUGUCUGGAUGAUGGCAAGCAGUACGGAGAUUUUUUUUUUUUUUUUUUUUU
Aspergillus ochraceoroseus IBT 24754 is the source of this 1664-nucleotide messenger RNA. RefSeq names its product cytochrome P450. Gene Ontology annotation, molecular function: iron ion binding; monooxygenase activity; heme binding. The transcript has a single exon. NCBI's taxonomy places the organism in Eukaryota, Fungi, Ascomycota, Eurotiomycetes, Eurotiales, Aspergillaceae. Bases 42 to 1598 code for a protein of 518 amino acids. The record is from RefSeq and is a predicted model, not a curated record.